CGGGAGCCUCGAGGAGACGCGGCCCGCGCCCUGCGCCGCCGCCGCCGCCUGCUCGCUUCCUCCUGCUUCUCAGCCCCGGGUGCUGAGGCUCCGGUCUAUAAAUAGCAGGUUACAGCUCCUGCUCAGCGUGCACACGCUCCCGAGCGAACGCAGGAAAGUCAGGCUAAAAGUGUCUGCUGCUGCUGCCGCCCCCCCACUCCGCCUCCGGGAGAGAACCCAAAGAAAUGGUGUUACCUGGCAAGAGAUAUGCUGUUUUUUAUGAAAAUUCAGAUCAAGGCUGCUGAGCUUUAACUGACCUGGGUCCCUCCUUCUCGAAGCUUGCUGUCUGAGCUCUGAAGUCAGCAAAGCAAUAAUCGAAAAGCAGAGCUAUUUGAGGACUACAACAGUAAAGCAGAAUUUCAGAGUGGGAUUUUGAUCUUUAAUGUGAAGAUACAUCUAUAUUAAACCAGGAAUCAUUGUCAGUAACAUUUAGACACAAAAAUUUGGAAGAUUAAACAAGUGUGAAGGUUGAUCAUGGAAAUCAAAGAGGAAGGAGCAUCAGAAGAAGGCCAGCACUUUCUUCCCACACCCCAGGCAAAUGAUACUGGGGACUUCCAGUUCACAAGUAUUCAGAAGAUUCCAAAUGAACCACAGUUGGAAUUCAUCCUUGCAUGCAAGGAUCUUGUGGCUCCCGUUCGUGAUCGGAAGCUGAAUACACUGGUGCAGAUCUCAGUAAUCCACCCCGCGGAGCAGGGUCUGACAAGAUACUCAAGCACGGAAAUUGUGGAGGGAACAAGAGACCCGCUGUUUUUGACUGGUGUCACAUUCCCAUCUGAGUAUCCCAUCUAUGAGGAGACCAAAAUAAAGCUAACGGUCUAUGAUGUCAAGGAUAAGUCUCAUGACACUGUUCGAACCAGUGUCCUCCCUGAACAUAAGGAUCCCCUGCCAGAGGUUGGGCGAAGCUUCCUGGGCUAUGCCAGUUUUAAAGUGGGGGAGCUACUGAAGUCGAAGGAGCAGCUGCUAGUCCUGAGCCUGAGAACUUCAGAUGGUGGCAAAGUUGUUGGCACCAUAGAAGUCAGUGUCGUGAAGAUGGGGGAGAUUGAGGAUGGGGAAGCCGACCACAUCACCACAGAUGUGCAGGGACAAAAGUGUGCACUGGUAUGUGAAUGUACAGCCCCAGAAAGUGUGAAUGGAAAAGAUAACUUCCUUUUUUUGAAUGCAGUGCUAAAGAACCCAGUGUGUAAAUUAUAUAGAUUUCCCACAUCUGACAAUAAGUGGAUGCGAAUCCGGGAGCAGAUGUCAGAGAGCAUACUUUCUUUUCAUAUUCCUAAGGAAUUGAUUUCUCUUCACAUAAAAGAAGAUUUGUGUAGAAACCAGGAGCUGAAAGAACUUGGUGAGCUUUCUCCACACUGGGACAAUCUACGGAAAAAUGUCCUUACUCACUGUGAUCAAAUGGUGAAUGUGUACCAAGAUAUUCUGACAGAACUUAGCAAGGAAACAGGGUCCUCUUUCAAAUCAAGCAGCAGCAAAGGAGAGAAAACAUUAGAAUUUGUUCCAGUAAAUCUACAUCUGCAAAGAAUGCAUGUACACAGCCCUCACUUGAAAGAUGCUCUCUACGAUGUCAUCACUGUGGGAGCCCCAGCUGCCCAUUUUCAGGGAUUUAAGAAUGGUGGUCUUCGGAAACUACUCCAUAGAUUUGAAAUGGAAAGAAGAAAUACUGGAUACCAGUUUAUUUACUAUUCACCUGAAAACACAGCCAAAGCAAAAGAAGUUCUCAGCAACAUCAAUCAACUACAACCUCUGAUAGCAACCCAUGCAGACCUACUGCUUAAUUCUGCAAGCCAGCAUUCUCCAGACAGCUUGAAGAAUUCUUUAAAGAUGCUUUCAGAAAAAACAGAGCUUUUUGUACAUGCCUUCAAGGAUCAGCUGGUCAGAAGUGCUCUUUUAGCCCUCUACACUGCCAGACCAGGAGGUGUCCUGAAGAAACCACCGUCUCCUAAGAAUAGCACAGAGGAGAGCUGUCCCCAGGACCCACCCCCGCCGAUGAAAAGGCAGGACUCCAUACCACAUCAUUCAGACUAUGAUGAGGAAGAGUGGGAUAGGGUGUGGGCCAAUGUGGGGAAGAGCCUGAACUGCAUUAUUGCCAUGGUGGAUAAACUGAUUGAAAGAGAUGGUGGUGGUGAAGGCGGUGGUGGUGGAAGCAAAGGUGGAGAAAAGGACCCUUCUCUAGUGGACCCCAUCAUAACUCAUCCAAGGGAGGACUGGUAUGAAAAGCUAUAUCCCCUCAUCCUUACCCUGAAGGACUGCAUGGGAGAAGUGGUGAACCGAGCCAAGCAGUCCCUGACGUUCGUGCUCCUUCAAGAACUUGCAUACAGCUUGCCCCAGUGCUUGAUGCUGACGCUCAGAAGGGACAUCGUCUUCAGCCAAGCACUUGCUGGUUUGGUUUGUGGUUUUAUCAUCAAAUUACACACAAGUUUGCAUGACCCUGGCUUCCUACAGCAGCUUCACACAGUGGGAUUGAUAGUGCAAUAUGAAGGACUACUAAGUACAUAUAGUGAUGAAAUCGGAAUGCUAGAGGACAUGGCUGUUGGCAUUUCAGAUUUGAAGAAAGUCGCAUUUAAAAUAAUUGAAGCCAAAUCCAAUGAUGUCUUGCCAGUUAUAACAGGAAGGCGGGAACAUUACGUGGUGGAAGUGAAGCUUCCAGCUCAGAUGUUUGAGGCACUGCCUUUGCAGAUUAAAGAGGGACAAUUGCUCCAUGUGUAUCCAGUACUUUUUAAUGUUGGAAUCAAUGAACAACAAACUCUUGCUGAGAGGUUUGGCGAUGUCUCUUUGCAGGAAAGUAUUAAUCAGGAAAAUUUUGAACUUCUAAAAGAAUAUUACAUGACAUUUAUAGAAAAGAUGCCACCUGAUUACAUUUCACAUUUUCAAGAACAAAAUGAUUUAAAAGGAUUACUAGAAAAUCUCCAUCAAAAUAUCCAAGCCAAAAAAAGAAAGAAUGUAGAAAUCAUGUGGUUGGCUGCAACGAUUUGUCGCAAACUCAAUGGCAUUCGUUUCACCUGUUGCAAAAGUGCCAAGGACAGGACAUCGAUGUCGGUGACUCUGGAACAGUGCUCAAUCCUGAGAGACGAGCACCAGCUACACAAGGACUUCUUUAUCCGAGCCCUGGAUUGUAUGAGAAGAGAAGGAUGCCGCAUAGAGAAUGUACUGAAGAAUGUCAAAUGCAGAAAGUAUGCUUUCAACAUGCUACAGCUGAUGGCUUUCCCCAAGCAGUACCGACCUCCAGAGGGGACUUAUGGAAAAACUGACACCUAACUUUACCGACACGUAAAUAAGCAGGAACACAAACACGCUGCAGUCGGAUAAUCUCCACCCUUUUAACUUUUUUAUUGUCACAAAUUUGUGGAGGGAGGUGAUCAGGGAUGUUUGCCCAAAUCUAGGCAUUAUCUGGAUUAGGUAUUAGCAUAUUACUCUGAAUGAAAUCCAUUAAAAAAUAUCUUAAGUAACAUUGUGAUUCUAGGUCUCAGCUUCAACGCUUUGCCCCUCGCUGGCUGCGAUCAGCUCAGAACGGGUGCAUUUCAUUCAUGGAGUCCUUCAGCCGGAGGCAUUCUGAGGAAACGUAGGUUGCCACAGGAGGAAGACAGGUGACUCAGAGAGGGGCGUUCGACCUCCAAAGGGAAGACGAGAGGGGACAGGGGAGGGAGACUCAGACAUGUUACUUCACAGCCAUACUCACGUGUAACCUUAAAGCCCAUGUGUGGGAUUCGGAAAAUACUUUUCCAGUGAAUUAAAAUUCGGUAGCAUCAAGGCAUGAUCUUGACUGUGGAAGCGGGUUGCCGGUGUGCUUGUAAAGACUUAGGUCCUCCAGGCCAGAUGAGACCAGUGCUCCCGAACAGGUAGAUGACAGUGUUAGCAACACGGUGAAGAGACUUUUCCAUAACGUGGUAUCUUUUCAAAACUCUGACUCGUGUCGUGUGGCCCCAUGACAAGUGGUGAUAGAGAAAGCUGAAUAGAAUAGUAGGAAAAAACACCGCUAGGAACAGCAACUGCAAGGAAAUGAAAGAUGAUCAGCCUGCUGAUGUCAAACCUGAAAAUCCCUACCAGCCUGAACUUUAUGUAGCCAAGUUCAUAAAAGUCAAUAAACUAUCCUUAUGAUGCUUUCCAGUAGUACUCUUGCUACAGAAUAUAGAGGGUGGAAGUAUGCAUUGUCUGGCAUAGAUUACUAUGUGUGAAUAAACAUUUUAAGACCUAUGCAACCAUAACUAGUGAUAAACUGAAACAGUUAUUUCUGUUAACCUGAAUUUGAAAUUUAUUCUCAGGGAAAUCGCACCAUAGGUUUUCCAAAAUUCCAAAUUAGAAAUUGCUUUAGAGAUCAUCUUGUAUAAGGUCAUUAUAAACAGGUAAAUUAAAGCACAAGAAGAUAUGCACCCCAGUUAUCCAGCUAGGUAAUUUUAGAGCCAUGAUUACAAUCUCUUCUCAACUUCCUAACCUGUGGCUUGUCUAGUCUCCAAAUUGCCAUGCUAAAAAUACAUGAAAAUUGUGGGAGAAUGCUAGUUCGUUAAAUAGAAAUUGGCAUUUGUUGCCAGAAUUGAACCUUGGAGUAUAAUGGUCUGAAUAAAUGAAACCUGUUUUCUCCAGAUGUUAAGAGUUUAUUCUUUUUCCUCACUCAUUGGAAGAGUGUGCUAGCCAGAGCAUGAAUCUCCCCUUGGAAAUGCUGGAGGGCUGUUACAUAGACAUCUCCUGGCUGUGACCACAUUCAGUGGAUGAUAUUAUGAGGCUUUCCAAGCUAGUGUGACAGCUUCUUGGCUAAGAUGUAUGUUGAACUAAGGACUUCAAACAGAUCUCUAGGUUCAUGUUGGGUUUUUCAGAUUACUACAAAUUUUAGAUAACCUUUUGGGGCUUUUACUACUAGAAUUCUCAAUCCAUUAUUUUAGCUACUGACUUGUGGGCACUAUAUUUGAGGCCAUCAACAGUUCACAGGUUUUUUAAUAAAAAGAUGCAGUGUACUA
Messenger RNA from Callorhinus ursinus (northern fur seal), 4985 nucleotides. RefSeq names its product inositol polyphosphate-4-phosphatase type II B (gene INPP4B). Gene Ontology annotation, molecular function: phosphatidylinositol-3,4-bisphosphate 4-phosphatase activity. The record is from RefSeq and is a predicted model, not a curated record. Lineage: Eukaryota; Metazoa; Chordata; Mammalia; Carnivora; Otariidae. Gene Ontology annotation, cellular component: cytoplasm.